ACUAAAAACUUUGCAGUUUGCACUUCUCAGUCUCCUCCCACGCAAACACACUCAACUCACUCACAGAAAAAAGCAGGAGAGAACUCAAUCAAGCAACAAAUUUCAUGGCAAAGCAUAAAAAACAAACCCUAUUUCCACUUAAUUUAGCAUUGCUAAUCAUUAUAAUUGCAGUAUCAAGUGCACAAAUUGCAGAAUGUUUGAAAAAACCAGAAGCAUCUGCAAGAAAACAAGAUAUACCCUUUAUCAAAUGUCAAGUUUGUCAAAAACUUGCUUCACAACUGUAUUCUCAAGUGCAGAAGAACAAAGAUGCUCAGAUCUCACCUAAAAAGAUUACUGAGUAUGAGGUUAUUGAGAUUGUUGAGAAUGUAUGUAAUUUGAAGAAGGAAGAAUCUGAUUGGAUUUCGAAAAUCGACAUUGUUGAAAAGGGUGAUCAAUUGGAGCUAGUUGAUCAAGAUGUUGAAGGACAUUGCAACUCAAAAUGCAAGACUAUCGAACGGGCAUGUCAAGAGAUUGUUGGAUUUUCAGACACUGAUAUUGCUGAAUACAUAUACGCUCGGAAGCCUCAGCUUGAUUCUUUAGUAAAUUAUCUAUGCAAGGACCUCACUGAAGCAUGCAAUAAGAGGCCACCUCCUGUGCCAAAGGAUAGGGUCCCAGGGGAACCAUUUGUCCCGAAACCAGCCAAAGAAGCUGAAAUGGAAAAAAUGAUGAGAUCCAUGCAGGGUCUACCAGGAGCACCGGGGAUGAAAAUGUAUUCCAGGGAAGAAUUGACGAACAACAUGCAAAACCUUGGCGGUGAGGAUGUUGAUGUUGAUGAGGAUGAUGAUGACGACGACGAUGAGGCACAAUUCCGAUCAAAUUUGGGAAAAGCUUUCAAGGAGAAGGCGAAGAAAAAAAUCAAAAAAGAUGAUUGGAAAGAGACGGUGAUGAAACAGGUAACAGAUACCGGAAAAACUCUUAAGAAACACGCGAAUAGAGUCUCUCACCGGCUAAGAAAAUGGUGGAGAUCGAAAACAAGUGCGGCGCCUAAGAAGAAAUCAACAGGCAACAAGGCAGAACUUUAAGAGUACUUACUGAUUCAAAACAAGUCACCAGUUUUCGUUUCCUUUCUCUUUUCUUUGUAUUUUCAGAGGCAUUUAUAUAUAACAAGGACACUAUUUGAGAGAAUUAGAAUUUCAUAAGUUCCAUUUUUUCUGAGUGUGAAAAAAUAUUGAAAAAUGUGAUGAGAAAAAGUGACAUAGAAUUAAAUCAUAAGUUUAGGCGAUCGUUGUAUACUUCUUGUCAACCAAAACAUCUGUUACCAUACUAUGAAUGAAGUAGAGGUGUAGAGGUUCUAUCAGCUAUUA
Messenger RNA from Spinacia oleracea (spinach), 1343 nucleotides. RefSeq lists its product as uncharacterized. The transcript has 7 exons. The coding region runs from base 105 to 1061 and encodes 318 amino acids. Lineage: Eukaryota; Viridiplantae; Streptophyta; Magnoliopsida; Caryophyllales; Amaranthaceae. The record is from RefSeq and is a predicted model, not a curated record.